GAGAGGCGUUCAGCCAGCCAGGUAUAUAACGCAGGGAGGUUUGCCCUUGUCUACACACUCCUCCCCGCCUCGCUACACUGCAAUGAUCCUUAGGACACUGUUAUUGGUCGCCGUGGCUGCGGUUGUGAGUGGCCAAUUUCCUAAGCCAGAUUCUGCUCCUGCUGGUUUCGGAGGUGGAGCUAGUCAGGUUCCCUUCCCGCCAAAAAGAAAGCCUGGUGCUCCUCCGCCAUUCACUGCUCCUGCUGGUUCAGGAGCUGGAGCAAGUCAGGUUCCCUUCCCGCCAAAAGGACAGCCUGGUGUUCCUCCGCCAUUCACUGCUCCAGCUGGUUUCGGCCCUGCUGAAAGCCAACGACCAUUCCUAGACCCACCAAGGCGACCACCAGCACCUCCACCCGUGCCCUCAGGAGACGUGAUUCCCAUCCUGGUUGACGAGCGAGAUGGACCUCACCCAGAUGGUUCAUACAGCUUCAACUUCGAGACUGGUAACGGCAUCAGUCGCUACGAGCAGGGCGCCCCCCAGGGGGAGACUGGCGCCGUGGCCUCGCAAGGAGGAUGGUCGUUCACCUUACCUGACGGAACACCUGCAGUCUUCACCUUCGUAGCCGAUGAGUUUGGUUACCGCGUGGAGUCUGACCUGUUACCUACGCCCCAUCCUCUCCCCGCCCACGCCAUCGCCCAGAUCGAGUUCGCCCGUCAGCAGAAAGCCUCCGGGGGUGGCACUCAAUAUAGAUCUUAAUCCUUUGUGUAACUUUGCGUGAUGUUGUAGUCAGUGAUUGGUGUUAAGUACCAGCUGUUUGAUUAAAUGGGCCCCCAUGGUCUGUCCUAAUAGACUCCAGGCUGAUUAUUACUAUUGGGUAGGGGGUAGGGGGGGAUGCUGGGUUCAUGUAUUAACGUAUCCCGGUCCUAAUGGGUUGUAGAUCUAAUGGGUCCUCAUGUAAAUGGUAAAGUUUGAUUAAGUUGUGAGUCUUUUUGGAAUUGGGAACUAUUAGAGAAAGAGCCCAUUAAAACUGGUACCUAUUAAAACCAGGGCCUAUUUAACCUUCAGCUGGGAGUACCAGAAUCAAAAUAACUUAGUGUGUGUGUGUGUGUGUGUGUGUGUGUGUGUGUGUGUGUCUAUCUCGAAAUCACCCCGCGUUCUUCUGUAGGCUUUCAAGUUUAUAUGGUGUUCCCCUAGUAAAUUUUUACCCAAUAAAACAGAUGAAGGCUA
This is a messenger RNA of Homarus americanus (American lobster), 1207 nucleotides long. Its product is annotated as endocuticle structural glycoprotein SgAbd-8-like. Gene Ontology annotation, cellular component: chitin-based extracellular matrix. The coding region runs from base 83 to 736 and encodes 217 amino acids. The transcript has 3 exons. NCBI's taxonomy places the organism in Eukaryota, Metazoa, Arthropoda, Malacostraca, Decapoda, Nephropidae. The record is from RefSeq and is a predicted model, not a curated record. Gene Ontology annotation, molecular function: structural constituent of chitin-based larval cuticle.